Molecule: messenger RNA, 735 nt
Organism: Prorocentrum cordatum
Lineage: Eukaryota; Dinophyceae; Prorocentrales; Prorocentraceae
Source: the annotation of a GenBank genome assembly
AUGGCGAUUAAAACUGUCGUUCGCGCGGCUGUUACCGUCUCCGUUGUUGGCGCCAUUUCGGUUGACAUGCAGAAGGCGGGAACGAUGUGGACGAUGAGCGAUUUGCCGCGCUCGGUGUUGAAAUCCAAAGAUGAUGCGGUUUCUGGUUGUGGCAAGGAGAUCCCUGGCUACUUCCAGUUCCCAGGCCUCAAGUGGGCAAAUACUUGGAGAAGCAUCGAGACCUGGAACAGCACCGUGUGCGCACAGACUUGCGACGAUAAUAGCAAUUGCAUCGCUUUCACCGCCAAGGCACGGCAAGACAGGCACGGCAAGAUGCACUGCAAUUUGUACAAGGGCCUCUUAAAGCAGAUGGACCACAGGGCCAUGUCCUACAUGAGGUGCGUUAGUGGUUUCGAUUGCGAGGACGGGUUCCAAUUCACCCACGCGGGGACUUGGAAGGGCGGCAAGCAGAUCGACAAGCUGGAUUACGAAAGCAAGGCGGAGUGCCGACUGGCGUGCUACUACAACAGGGGGUGCGUCGGCUUCACGUACCGCGUAACAAAAGAGGGAGACACGUCCUGCUUCCACUUCGAGAACGAGGAAAACAAGGAGGGGCCCACGCGCGACAUGCGCUCCAACACGUAUUCCAAGUGCGCCCAGUUCCAGGUUCCAGCAGCUCCGGAGAGCCAGGCCCUGGACUCCAAGGACGAGGAGAGCCUGGACCCGGCCUCGGCGGACGAGAGCGACGCAGCGUGA